Molecule: messenger RNA, 722 nt
Organism: Colletotrichum godetiae
Lineage: Eukaryota; Fungi; Ascomycota; Sordariomycetes; Glomerellales; Glomerellaceae
Exons: 2
Coding region: 1-606 (201 amino acids)
Source: RefSeq, a predicted model, not a curated record
AUGAGCAAUGAGUACAUCUUCUCAGUCCAGUCAGAUAUCAUAGCAGUACGUGGGAGACCCAUUUACCUGGGCGGAUCUAAGCAUACCUUCUACGAAACUGUCCUUCAGCUUCAGCUACCGGACCACGUCGUCGACAAGAACUUGCCCAAGAACGUGGUUCUCAAGAUAGAGUAUUCGGAAAAACAGAGAACUCUUCGAUCCGGUCAAGACGGACCUUUUCAACAACGAGGCUCUAAUUUACGACCGACUUCGGCCGCUGCAAGGAACCGUCAUACCGAGAUACCUAGGCUUCGCGAGUAUCACGAGCAGGAGAGCGCACCUCUUGUCAGAUGUUGGCGGGAUUCCGAUGGUCAAGGACUUGAUUCAGCGACAGACUUUGAGGGAAUGGUUUUUCGUUCACUGCGUCUCAUCCGUCAACAUGGCGUUCAGCUGGAAUAUCUGGACCCGUGUAACGUCCAUUUGUGCGGAGAUACACUUUACAUCGUGGAUUUAGAGCAUGCUGAGUUGAUUCCACCAGACGUCAGCGACGAAGAGGAGAAGGGGGAAGGUUCGCCUCUGUGGGCAGAUACAAGGCCUGGUGCAUCACGGUCAAAUUCGACGAGAUGACCUGAAAAGAUGGAUAGAGUAUGACAGGCGUCUUGCCCGCUGACGAUAUGAGGAAGGGGUAAUAGUGGGAAGAGAUAAUCAGGGGAAAGAGGCCACUGAUGGGCAAAUUAGUACUA